Messenger RNA from Porites evermanni, 1170 nucleotides. NCBI's taxonomy places the organism in Eukaryota, Metazoa, Cnidaria, Anthozoa, Scleractinia, Poritidae. The record is from the annotation of a GenBank genome assembly.
AUGCUGAAGGUGAACACGGCAAUGAUGACCUACAAUAAAAGCAGUAUUCCAACAACCGAGCGAUACCAACCAACGUACACUGCACCAAAUAUCUGUGGCAAAAAAUGGCAGUCACAAUAUCGAGCGCUUCAUGAGGAUAUCAUUAACAAUAAACGUGAGCCAAAAUUCUUAGUGUACGCUUGUCCAAGGUCCAAUAAUGGUUGCUGCGGAUAUGGCAAUCGCGUUUACGCUCUGGUUUCCUUGUUCUAUUUAGCAGUUCUUACAAACCGAGCUUUUCUGAUCGACUGGAGGGCUCCCAGACCAUUAAGACUCUUCUUGAAGCCGAAUAAUAUUAAUUGGAAUUUUCCCGCUCCACGUUUGGAAACGCGAAAGCAUUAUUGGAGGACUGGAGGGGAGGCAAGUAAAGAUCGGGAAGGAUGGCUAAUAAAAAACACGACGGCGUUUGUUUCUUGGAUUGGAAGCGAAAAUGUGCUGAAUUAUUUGGAUAAACCAGUGGAGAUAGCGACGUCGAUUCUGUUUUUCGCUCAUAAUGGUAUAAGGAAGAAUAAAUAUUUAAUGAGGCAAGCGCGGAAGCUUAAACUACGCCCCAUAUUACCAGGCUCUCGUAAAUUUGAUAUGAUAGGAUGUGCUUGGGAUAUGCUUUUUCGCCCAACGAAACGCUUACAAAACGCUCUUGAAAUCACCAGAAAAGCUCUUCGUGAAAACGCAGCUUUCGUCAUAGGAAUUCACAUUCGUCUAGGAGAUCAAGAGUUUGGACGAAACAACACCAGAGUAUCUAAUUUCCAGCAAUUUUUUUCUUGCGCAAAAAAAGUCGAACGCAAAACUUUUAAUCACUAUAGCAAUACUACCAAGAAGAAAACACGUUGGUUUCUGGCAACUGACAAUGUAUUAGUGAAAGAUUAUGCAAGAAAAUACUAUGGUAAAAAAGUGAUAAUGGAUAACAACAAUCCAGAACAUCUAGAUUUCCACAAAAAGCACGAAAAACAUUCAGUGGAGGGAAUGUUAGGAGUUUUACACGAUCAUUACAUGUUGGCGGAAAGUGACUAUCUUAUUCUCUCUGAAAGUAGCUUUAGUAAUACAGCGGUUGGGUUAGGCAUGCAUACAAGCAAGACUUACACACUUGGAGAUAAGUGUGACUUGAAUGAAGAUGGUCCGGAGUUAAAGACUUAA